Molecule: messenger RNA, 1135 nt
Organism: Hymenoscyphus albidus
Lineage: Eukaryota; Fungi; Ascomycota; Leotiomycetes; Helotiales; Helotiaceae
Source: the annotation of a GenBank genome assembly
AUGUUUCCCAAACAAACCAUUAUCCUGGCUCUGCUAGCAUUCAGGUUUGUCCUCCCCCCAACUUCCACCUAUCCCGCUAACACUAAAACCCAGAAGCCCUCUCACAACAGCAAUCUCACCAAAUGAAGAAUGCAGCUGUACAAAAACAGUAUACAAAACCAUCACAGAAACCGCAACGGAGAUUUCUGGCCAGUCUUCAAGUAUUGAGGUUCCCUCAGCACUUCCCUAUUCUUCAACAACCACAGGAUACCUCACUUUCACGGAGACAUCGACAGAGACGGUGAUCGCAACAUUGUCUCGCACCACGACUACAUUCACAUCUCUUCUUUCGCCAAUAACCGUGACAAUACCUCCAUCAGAACCCAGUGAGACGUCAGUUUCCACAGGUUAUCAGACAGGAGUUUCGGAUAGCCAACAGUCACCGCCGUUUUCCUCAGUCGAUUCCAUCACAACGCUGUUAACAAGUUCGCCCAAACCACCAUACGCGAACUCCACCACUUCUCGCUCAGGCUGCCGAAGCAACGGUACAUCAGUCUCAACGAGCAUCUCCAGCCCUACACCUUACACCGCGAGCGAAGUUUGCACUUCGAAUACCGCGUCUAGUCAGCUCAGUACCACUGAAACGGGAUACACACUAUCUACUCUACAAACUUCGGUAUCAAACAGUAACGACAUGGCAAGCAAUACCGCCGACCCCAAUCUAUCAAGUUCCUACAUCCAAAUCGCGACUCAACUACCAGUCUCAAGUCAGACUUCAACCUCCGUACCUUCAAUCCCCUCGAGCUCCGCGGUGUAUACCUCAGGAGUCCCCGGACCUACACAACACCACCCACCAAUGAUCAUCUCAACAAUAUCAGCUCAAUCCAGUUCCCCAACGUCUUCCGCAAUUAGCUAUAUUUACGAUACUAGCUCCGCGACCGGGUUUCCGUCUUAUACAGCAUCUCCACCACCCACUUCAAGCUCAUCAGCUACUUUAGACCCCAUCACCACCUCAUCACGGCCAUCCCCCACAUCCCUCCUAACCACGACUCUUAAGCAAUAUUACACAUACUAUUCACCCAAUAACAUGCAAAAAAGACAUCGUGGUGGUUAUGAGAACGCGCGGGAGGGAGAGGGACCUUGGGCUAAUGCUUGA